CCCAGGCGCCCGGACGCGGCGGCAGCGGCCCGAGCCCGGCCCUAUGGCGCGGGCGGACGCGGGCCGCGGGCUCCUGGCGCUGACCUUCUGCCUGCUGUCCGCGCGCGGGGAGCUGCCAUUGCCCCAGGAGACAACUGUCAAGCUGAGCUGUGAUGAGGGACCCCUGCAGGUGGUCCUGGGUCCCGAGCAGGCUGUGGUGCUGGACUGCACUUUGGGGGCUACAGCUGCUGGGCCUCCGACCAGGGUGACAUGGAGCAAGGAUGGAGACACUGUGCUAGAGCAUGGCAACCUGCACCUGCUACCCAAUGGCUCCCUGUGGCUGUCCUCACCCCUAGAGCAAGAAGACAGUGAUGAUGAACAAGCUCUUAGGAUCUGGAAGGUCAUCGAGGGCAGCUAUUCCUGUCUGGCCCAUGGCCCGCUGGGAGUGGUGGCCAGCCAGGUUGCUGUGGUCAAGCUUGCCACACUUGCAGACUUCUCUCUGCACCCCAAGUCCCAGACCGUGGAGGAGAACGGGACAGCACGCUUUGAAUGUCACACCGAGGGCCUGCCAGCCCCCAUCAUUACUUGGGAAAAGGACCAGGUGACUGUGCCUGAGGAACCCCGGCUCAUCACUCUUCCCAAUGGCGUCCUCCAGAUCCUGGACGUCCGGGACAGUGACGCAGGCUCCUACCGCUGUGUGGCCACCAAUCUAGCCCGCCAACGAUUCAGCCAGGAGGCCUCUCUCAGUGUGGCCCUCAGAGGGUCCUUGGAGGCUACCAGGGGCCAGGAUGUGGUCAUCGUGGCAGCCCCAGAGAACACCACAGUGGUGUCUGGACAGAGUGUAGUGAUGGAGUGUGUGGCCUCUGCUGACCCCACCCCUUUUGUGUCCUGGGUACGACAGGAUGGGAAGCCUAUCUCCACGGAUGUCAUCGUUCUGGGCCGGACCAAUCUACUCAUCGCCAGCGCGCAGCCUCGGCACUCUGGAGUCUAUGUCUGCCGAGCCAACAAGCCCCGCACGCGCGACUUCGCCACUGCGGCCGCUGAGCUCCGAGUGCUUGCUGCCCCAGCUAUCUCGCAGGCGCCCGAGGCGCUGUCGCGGACGCGGGCCAGCACUGCGCGCUUCGUGUGCCGCGCGUCCGGGGAGCCACGGCCCGCGCUGCACUGGCUGCACGACGGGGCCCCGUUGCGACCCAACGGGCGCGUCAAGGUGCAGGGCGGUGGCGGCAGCUUGGUCAUCACUCAGAUCGGCCUGCAGGAUGCUGGCUACUACCAGUGCGUAGCUGAGAACAGCGCGGGAACCGCCUGUGCCGCUGCGCCCCUGGCGGUGGUGGUGCGCGAGGGGCUGCCCAGCGCCCCGACUCGGGUCACAGCCACGCCGCUGAGCAGCUCCGCUGUGCUGGUGGCCUGGGAGCGGCCUGAGUUGCACAGCGAGCAAAUCAUUGGCUUCUCUCUUCACUACCAAAAGGCAAGGGGAGUGGACAAUGUGGAGUACCAGUUUGCAGUAAACAAUGACACCACAGAGCUGCAGGUUCGGGACCUGGAACCCAACACGGAUUAUGAGUUCUACGUGGUGGCCUACUCCCAGCUAGGGGCCAGCCGAACCUCCAGCCCAGCCCUGGUGCAUACACUGGACGAUGUGCCCAGCGCAGCACCCCAGCUUGCCCUGUCCAGCCCCAACCCCUCGGACAUCAGGGUGGCAUGGCUGCCCCUGCCCUCCAGCCUGAGCAAUGGACAGGUGCUGAAGUACAAGAUAGAGUACGGUUUGGGGAAGGAAGAAGAUCAGGUUUUCUCCACUGAGGUGCCCGGAAAUGAGACACAACUUACGUUAAACUCACUUCAGCCAAACAAGGUGUACCGGGUCCGGAUUUCAGCUGGCACGGGGGCUGGCUAUGGAGUCCCUUCUCAGUGGAUGCAGCACAGGACACCUGCAGUGCACAACCAGAGCCAUGUCCCCUUUGCCCCUGCAGAAUUGAAGGUGAGGGCAAAGAUGGAGUCCCUGGUGGUGUCAUGGCAGCCACCCCCUCACCCCACCCAGAUCUCUGGAUACAAACUCUACUGGCGAGAGGUGGGAGCAGAGGAGGAGGCAGAUGGUGACCGUCCCCCAGGGGGCCGUGGAGAUCAGUCUUGGGACGUCGGGCCCGUGAGGCUGAAGAAGAAAGUGAAGCAGUAUGAACUGACCCAGUUAGUCCCUGGCAGGCUGUACGAGGUGAAGCUCGUAGCUUUCAACAAACACGAGGACGGCUACGCUGCUGUGUGGAAGGGCAAGACAGAGAAGGCGCCCACACCAGACCUGCCUAUCCAGAGGGGGCCACCACUGCCUCCUGCCCAUGUCCACGCAGAAUCAAACAGCUCCACCUCCAUUUGGCUUCGGUGGAAGAAGCCAGACUUCACCACCGUCAAGAUUGUCAACUACACUGUGCGUUUCGGCCCCUGGGGGCUCAGGAAUGCCUCCCUGGUCACCUACUAUACCAGCUCUGGAGAGGACAUCCUCAUUGGCGGGCUGAAACCAUUUACCAAGUACGAGUUUGCGGUACAGUCCCACGGAGUGGAUAUGGAUGGGCCUUUUGGCUCUGUCGUAGAACGCUCCACCCUGCCUGACCGGCCUUCAACACCUCCUUCUGACCUGCGCCUGAGCCCCCUGACACCAUCCACCGUUCGGUUACACUGGUGCCCUCCCACGGAGCCCAAUGGUGAGAUCGUGGAGUAUCUAAUUCUCUAUAGCAACAACCAUACCCAGCCCGAGCACCAGUGGACACUGCUCACCACAGAGGGAAACAUCUUCAGUGCAGAGGUGCAUGGCCUAGAGAGUGACACUCGGUAUUUCUUCAAGAUGGGAGCCCGCACAGAGGUGGGGCCUGGGCCCUUUUCCCGCUUGCAGGAUGUGAUUACUCUACAGGAGACGUUCUCAGACUCCUUGGAUGUGCACUCCGUCACAGGCAUCAUCGUGGGCGUCUGCCUAGGCCUUCUCUGCCUCCUGGCCUGCAUGUGUGCUGGCCUACGACGAAGCUCCCACAGGGAAGCCCUCCCUGGACUGUCCUCCACAGGCACCCCUGGAAACCCAGCACUCUACUCAAGAGCUCGGCUCGGGCCCCCCAGUGUCCCUGCUGCCCAUGAGUUGGAGUCUCUCGUGCAUCCCCGUCCCCAGGACUGGUCCCCACCACCCUCAGAUGUGGAAGACAAAGCUGAAGUGCACAGCCUUAUGGGUGGCAGCGUUUCAGACUGCCGUGGCCACUCCAAGAGGAAGAUCUCCUGGGCUCAGGCAGCGGGGACGAACUGGGCAGGCUCCUGGGCAGGCUGUGAGCUGCCCCAGGGUAGUGGUCCAAGGCCGGCUCUGACCCGUGCUCUGCUGCCUCCAGCCGGAACUGGGCAAACACUGCUGCUGCAGGCUCUGGUGUAUGAUGCCAUAAAGAGCAACGGGAGAAAGAAGCCAUCCCCGGCCUGCAGGAAUCAGGUGGAGGCUGAGGUCAUUGUUCACUCCGACUUCAGUGCAUCCAAAGGAUGUCCGGACCUCCACCUCCAAGACCCGGAGCCUGAGGAACCCCUGCCUGCAGAGGCUCUGCCUUUCACCUCGGGAGUUGUGGAUCUGUCUCAAGGAGCAGACUGGCUGGGCAGGGAGCUGGAAGGAUGCCAACCAGCAACCACUGGGCCAGAGAGGCUCACCUGCUUGCCAGAAGCAGCCAGUGCCUCCUGCUCCUGCUCAGACCUCCAGUCCACCACUGGUGUAGAGGAGGCCCCUGGGAAAAGCUGCCAGCCCAAAGCUCUGUGACCUCUAGCAGUCAGCCCAAGCCUUCCCAGGGCCCCUAUCUCCUCUGCUCAGAUCCCCUGAGCAGAAGGCAGAUGUGGCUCAGGGACAUGACAUACAUGGCCAUACAUGUGUGUACUAGAGAUAUCAACAAGCCCUUGGAGCCUCUUGAGAUCUUUGGCUGAGGUGGGGGAGAACUUUACUCUCCCCCCUCAUAUUCUUCAUCACAUAUGUGAUACUGAAGGGACUUGAGAUAAAGCUCUGUGUGAUGGACAUGUGUGAGGUCACAUGUGUAUGCUGGUUGAGUUGGGAAACCUCUCCCUGUGGAGCAGUCACUGUGGCCUAAUUGACCCUCCAUGGCAGGCUGGUGUAAUAGUGAUCAGUGCCAGCUCUUUGAGCUUUAGCCUUGUCACCUAGCCUUUUAUUACACUCUGAGAGUGUCUCCAGUGCUGUGGCUACAAAGACAGCACCAGUCCCUCUUCUGUCAGCUGUGCUGAGCGGAGUGCCAGUCAACUCCACAGGCCAACAACACCACAGCCUGCAACAGCACGGCCGUCAUCCCCUCGGCCUCCUAAGGUCCAGAUGGCUGGGUGAGCCCAGCUCAGCUCCUCUCUCCUUUGAGCAGCUCUGUACCUAACUUUGUAAUCUGGGAAGUGCCUGGUUUGGGAAAUCUUCUUUCGCCCCCCUGUCCCUCUGUGCCCCUUCAUUGUUCUGGUGAUCUGUCUCAUGUCAUCUUGCUCACUUAUCCUGGGGCCCUUCUCUUUCCCAUGAUGCCCCUUAUUUCCUCACUGCCGUUUCCAUUUUUGUCUCCCACACUUGUCUUUAUGUCAUGUGUUUCUCAUCGCUGAGUUCAACCUAUGCACCCUUUCCUAACAACAUGACUACCUCAUGUCUGCUUCAGACCGUAGUGUGACCCCUGGGUCCCCACAGCUCCCUGCCAACCACCUUCCCGGGCAGAUGACCCACUCCAGGUAGAUCUGUAGUAGACCUUGUAGCUUCCCUGGCUGCCCUCCCCCAUGGUAUUGUGACAAGAAGGUUUUCUAUGGAAGGGAUGAGUCUAGGCUGUGCAAGGGAAGGGGUAGGGAGUGAAACCAA
Messenger RNA from Mastomys coucha (southern multimammate mouse), 4816 nucleotides. It is a transcript of the gene Igdcc4, whose product is annotated as immunoglobulin superfamily DCC subclass member 4. NCBI's taxonomy places the organism in Eukaryota, Metazoa, Chordata, Mammalia, Rodentia, Muridae. Gene Ontology annotation, biological process: cell-cell adhesion; axon guidance. The transcript is spliced from 20 exons. Bases 44 to 3745 code for a protein of 1233 amino acids. The record is from RefSeq and is a predicted model, not a curated record. Gene Ontology annotation, molecular function: protein binding. Gene Ontology annotation, cellular component: axon; plasma membrane.